CGUGUGUCCCGGAAGUGAAAGCGGCGGAGCGGUGGAUGCGUCUGGCGGAGUGCAGGCGUCUGUCGGCGACAAACCGUGUGCAUCGGCGGCGGGUUUCUGUUGGUCUCUGCUCGACAACAAGAUGGACACGUUGAACAAGCUGAAGCAGUUCGACGCGUACCCCAAGACCCUGGAGGAUUUCCGGGUGAAGACGUGGGGAGGCGCGACCGUGACCAUCAUCAGCGGCGUCAUCAUGUUGAUCCUUUUCGUGUCGGAGCUGCAGUACUACCUCACCAAAGAGGUUCACCCUGAGCUGUACGUCGACACGACGCGAGGAGACAAACUCAAAAUCAACAUCGAUGUCAUUUUCCCCCACAUGCCCUGCGCCUAUCUCAGUAUAGACGCGAUGGACGUGGCUGGCGAGCAGCAGCUGGACGUCGAGCACAAUCUGUUCAAGCAGCGGCUGGAUAUAGACCUGAAACCCGUGACCCUGGAGGCAGAGAAACACGAACUCGGUGUGGCCGACGAUGGUGCGGUGUUUGACCCGAGCACACUGGACCCAAACAGAUGUGAGAGCUGCUACGGAGCAGAGACCGAUGACCUGAAAUGCUGUAACACCUGCGACGAUGUGCGGGAGGCCUACCGGCGGCGAGGCUGGGCGUUCAAAAAUGCCGACACUAUCGAGCAGUGUAAGAGGGAGGGUUUCUCUCAGAAGAUGCAGGAGCAGAAGAACGAAGGCUGCCAGGUCUACGGCUUUCUGGAGGUCAACAAGGUGGCAGGAAAUUUCCACUUCGCUCCAGGGAAGAGUUUCCAGCAGUCCCACGUCCACGUGCACGCUGUGGAAAUUCACGACCUGCAGAGCUUCGGCUUAGACAACAUAAACAUGACCCAUCUGAUCAAACACCUGUCAUUUGGUAAAGACUACCCCGGCAUCGUAAACCCCCUGGACGGGUCGGAUGUCACGGCGCCGCAAGCGUCGAUGAUGUACCAGUAUUUUGUGAAAAUCGUUCCUACAAUUUACGUGAAAACCGACGGCGAGGUGGUGAAAACCAACCAGUUCUCGGUCACCAGACACGAGAAGGUGGCCAACGGGCUGAUCGGAGACCAGGGGCUGCCGGGCGUCUUCGUCCUGUACGAGCUGUCACCCAUGAUGGUUAAAUUCACAGAGAAGCACAGAUCAUUCACUCACUUUCUAACAGGAGUUUGUGCCAUCAUCGGAGGAGUAUUUACAGUGGCCGGUCUCAUAGACUCGCUCAUCUACCACUCGGCUCGAGUCAUCCAGAAGAAAAUAGAGCUGGGCAAGGCGUCCUAACAGCACCCCCUGCUGGCCCCCACGGUGCAACACAGACCAGGACACGGACACAGAGACGGAGCGAGCAGAGGAGGAAGAAGAGGAGGAGGAGGAGGAGGAGGGAGAAGUUUGGAAACAGAAGCAAACAGUUUGUUUUCCCUCCGUUUCCCUCUUCGGUCUGACCGAGGGAGAGGAACGUCGGCCAAGUUCUGAAUUCCCCCGUCUCCUUUUUCUGGAAAAAAACCACUGGAGAGGAAUUUUUGCCUCUUUGAAUUUUUUUCCUCUCCACUGUUUUAACAAUGUGAUGCCAACGGGACAGAGUCGGGAACUGGACUCCGACCGGGGACUCAACGGACUUCUGACGAUUGAUUGAACGCGAGCGGAGAAGAUUCCGAUUUUUUUCAGAAGCUUCCUGGUGGGAAGAAGUAAAAAAAUAAAAAAAUAAAAAAA
Scophthalmus maximus (turbot) is the source of this 1720-nucleotide messenger RNA. It is a transcript of the gene ergic3, whose product is annotated as ERGIC and golgi 3. Gene Ontology annotation, cellular component: COPII-coated ER to Golgi transport vesicle; endoplasmic reticulum membrane; Golgi membrane. Bases 122 to 1291 code for a protein of 389 amino acids. Lineage: Eukaryota; Metazoa; Chordata; Actinopteri; Pleuronectiformes; Scophthalmidae. The transcript has 14 exons. The record is from RefSeq and is a predicted model, not a curated record. Gene Ontology annotation, biological process: endoplasmic reticulum to Golgi vesicle-mediated transport; retrograde vesicle-mediated transport, Golgi to endoplasmic reticulum.